AUGACCUUUAACAUUAAAUCUAUUGCCAUUAUUGGCGCAGGCCCGGCGGGUAUUGCGUCCCUCUAUGAGUUUCUCCAUACCAAUGCUGACGGUACCUCCACCGUGGGUGGUGCUAGAUCGGCUGACCCCGCCUUCACCAAGGUUGUCGCCUUUGAGCAAAAAGACAAGGCUGGCGGGAUCUGGGCUCCUUCCUUUGACGAAGCGGACUACCCGCUCCCACCUCAGAAUCUCCUCAACACCCACCACUAUAACGACCCUGACGUCAUUCACCCGCCAGAACCAUUGCCCCAGAAUUUAGAGCUGGUAACCGUGGAAGCCCCAUUGGUGAAGCCAUCCACCUCCAAAGAGCUUCAGUGGAGCAGAAGCGGGGUGUACUCUGACUUGUUUACCAACGUCCCGAACCGUUUCACAAGGUUUUCCUACCUUAAACACAAUGAAUCCUUUUCCGAUAAGACCCGUUUGAUCUACCCGUUCUUGUCCGGCGCUGAGCUAACCAGUAGCAUUGAACAGUUUGUCGAGACCGAGGGCUUGAACGAGUACAUUAGAACCCAUACCCGGGUGGAAAACAUUCAGAGGAAAAACGGAAAGUGGAAGGUUACUGCCAGAAGAAGUGGUAUCGAGUCUGAAGAAUGGUACACCGAAGAGUUUGACGCCGUGGUGGUUUCAAACGGCCACUAUACCGUUCCGAGCAUUCCCUUCAUCCCCGGAUUAGCAGAAUUUAACGAUGCACACCCAGGUGUCUUGAUCCACAGCAAGUCUUAUAGAUCUACUGCCUUGUUCAAGGACAAGAAAGUGUUGUUUGUUGGGGGCGGCAUUAGCACCGUCAACUUGCUCCAAUAUGCCUAUCCGGUGGCCAAGAGCGUUACCGUUUCCAAACGAGGGCCAACCCCGUUUUUCCCAUGGAUGAACCAGGCCGUAGAGUCGGAGGGUAUAACUUCGAAGCCUACCAUCGACAGGUUUUUGUCGGAAACAAACGAAGUGUUGUUUUCUGAUGGAACGAAGGAGACAGGCUUUGACGUGGUUAUUUUCACCACCGGUUACCACUACCACUACCCCUUCUUAGAGAAAUACUUGACCGUCAACAACCCCUCCAGUCAAGGUAGGGUUAGUGGUUUGUUCCAUGAUACUUUUUCCAUCGAAGAGCCUACGUUGGGGACGGUGGGAAUUGCCAUCUCUAUUCUCAACUUCCAUACCAUCGAAGCAAGUGCCUCGGCCCUUGCGGGGGUGUGGUCCAAUGCCAAAAAGCUUCCGUCCCAGGAGGAACAGGAACGGUGGGUUGAAGAACAAGUGGAAGUCAAGGGCUCUACAUACCUUUUCCAUUGCCAUCACCACGAUUCGGUAAAGGCGCAAUUUGUGGACCCGCUCCACCAACUCGCCGCUGUGGGCAGAUCCAAUCCACUUGAAGUGGACGGUGCUCAUCUCGGCGAUAUCGAGCAGAGUUUUGAAAGCAUGGAGAGGCUUUUCUACAGGCUCAAGACCGGUGAAAUCACUCCUAGCGAUACUUUACUCCUGUCGCAAGUGCAUUCCAAGUUCUAG
Molecule: messenger RNA, 1536 nt
Organism: Babjeviella inositovora NRRL Y-12698
Lineage: Eukaryota; Fungi; Ascomycota; Pichiomycetes; Serinales
Exons: 1
Coding region: 1-1536 (511 amino acids)
Molecular function (GO): NADP binding; flavin adenine dinucleotide binding; N,N-dimethylaniline monooxygenase activity
Source: RefSeq, a predicted model, not a curated record